Messenger RNA from Centropristis striata (black sea bass), 1570 nucleotides. It is a transcript of the gene banf1, whose product is annotated as BAF nuclear assembly factor 1. Lineage: Eukaryota; Metazoa; Chordata; Actinopteri; Perciformes; Serranidae. The transcript is spliced from 3 exons. The coding region runs from base 169 to 441 and encodes 90 amino acids. The record is from RefSeq and is a predicted model, not a curated record. Gene Ontology annotation, molecular function: DNA binding.
AAACAAUGACGUAAUGACGCAAGCAGCGGGCGCAUUGCAUUGUGGUCGCCGGUGCCUGAUAGAAACAGAAAGCACACACUGCUCUCCGGUGAACAACGCUAGUCUUUGGCCUGGACAGGACAAUAAAAGCAGUACAGUUGGUGAUCUUUGACCAUCUACGAAGCAGCCAUGUCGUCGACCUCCCAAAAACAUAAAGAUUUUGUGGCUGAGCCCAUGGGUGAGAAGGCUGUGAUGGCUCUCGCAGGCAUUGGAGAGGUCCUUGGCAAAAGACUGGAGGAGAAAGGCUUUGACAAGGCGUAUGUUGUCCUUGGGCAGUUUCUAGUGCUAAAGAAAGAUGAGGAGCUUUUCCGGGAUUGGCUGAAGGACACUUGUGGGGCUAAUGUCAAACAACAGGGUGACUGCUAUGGCUGUCUUAAAGAAUGGUGUGAUGCCUUCUUAUAAAGCAUUCAGUCAUUGUUUUCUACUUCUGAAGUCCAAACUGUACAUUACCUCUUCAGUGAUAUUGUUUCAAUGCAGCUACACCAUAUAUACGGACUGACAUUGGACACACUAACAAGUGUAUUGAAGUCAAUUAAUUUUGAAAUUGUUAAAGCUGUUAGUGUAUUACUGAAAUCUGUUGACCCCCAAACAGAAUUUACACAUGCCCUUCUCAUGGUCUUUAACAAGUAGGUAGAAACUAAUACUUGCCAACUCUCUUUUAGAUUGAAAUCAAAUCAUUCAGUUUAGUAGAUAAUCACAAAAUAUGACAAUUCUAUCUACCUGCCCUCACUGUCUGUAACCGCUUUCCUGGCAGACAUUCUUGUGGUAGUGAAAGCAAAGAUUUAAAUAACUUUUUUGAUUGCUCCUGCCCAUUUAGGUUAAUGUAAGUCAUGUCACGAAGCCAGCAUGCAAUGUUGUGCUGUGUGAACAGUCCAUAGAGGUACUUUAUGUUGAAACUGUUUCUAGUUUUGGGGAAUACUCAUAGUUUAAUUUGUUCAGGCUCAUUGGACUACUGCAUGUACUUUCUGUCAAAGGUUGAAUUUUAAAUGUAUGGUCUGUCCAUUGUCAUAUACUGGGAAUUUUGUGAGUUAAACAUGGCUAGUUUGUUCAAUAUUUAAUCCUUUUCACAUAAAUUGUCACAGUUCAGCACACAUUUUUUCUGUUCUACACAUUUGUACUCACUUUCAACUCUUGGGCUUCUUGGUCCCUUUGCCUGUUUUUAAAGCCAUUGGAAAGUUGAUGUAAGCUGUUUUUUUUAACUAGCGCAUCAUUUCACAGAUUAGUAUCAUGUUCUGUCGGUUCACCCACAAUGUUUGAAGGAUGUCUUGAAGAGGUGGAUUGUCUGUUUGGAAUGUCUUGUAAAGGAUCUGACUCAUUUAUGUAAAACACAAAAACUAAACCUCAAAACUAAUGUGACACUGGUCUUAGCAGAAAUUUUUUUUUUUUUUAAUUCCAAAAACUUUUAACUUUUGAUCUUGCAAAUAAAGAGACAGCAUGGCCAGACCCCCACAUCUGGUCUGCUGCACGAAGAUUGUGUGAACCUGGAGAUGGGAAUGUAUUUAAAUAAAGAUGCAAAUUCAACAAACUCAAA